AUGGUCGACGGCGAACAGGCAGGUAUCCCGCAGAUGAUAGGGCAGAAUCGAAAAAUAUUGCUCCUAAACGCCUGUCAUAAGAGCGAGAUUAAAUACGUACAUCCUCAGAAAGCAAAAGCACUGGAGUUUUAA
Molecule: messenger RNA, 132 nt
Organism: Aspergillus nidulans FGSC A4
Lineage: Eukaryota; Fungi; Ascomycota; Eurotiomycetes; Eurotiales; Aspergillaceae
Exons: 2
Coding region: 1-132 (43 amino acids)
Source: RefSeq, a predicted model, not a curated record